UCCCCUAGUACAGGACACUAUCCUACACCAUGGGCGCACGUUAACACUGCAACGGAUCAACUUUCCAGCAAACAGCUACCCGCAGCAAAUGCCAACCAGAACGCUCUUCAUUCGGAUCAAAAUCUUGGGCAGUAUUGAAAUCGAGAUCUCAGGCAGGGCAGUCGCGAUGUUUCUUCUCAAGGCAUGGAGAUCAACUGCUUUUGGUGCUUAUGGGUACCUUAAUUUCACUAGGGCUGGUUAUCUGGAACACUCCAAAAAAUUCAACCCAGAUGAUAUGCAAGCAUCAAUCAGUGGGAAGAACUGCAUAGUUACUGGAGCAAAUUCUGGCAUUGGCUAUGCAACUGCUGAGGGUCUUGCUUCCAGAGGAGCAAAUGUCUUUAUGGUAUGCCGUAAUAAAGAGAGGGGCGAGGCUGCUUGUUCCCAAAUUCAGUCAGUGACUGGUAAUCAAAAUAUUUAUUUGGAGGUAUGUGAUCUUUCAUCUGUCAAUGAGAUCAAGUCAUUUACUUCCAGAUUUUCUUCAAAGGAUAUUCCAAUUCAUGUCUUGGUCAACAAUGCUGGCUUACUUGAGAAUAAACGUGUUACCACUUCUGAAGGAUAUGAGUUGAAUUUUGCUGUAAAUGUACUAGGCCCUUUCACCAUGACAGAAAUAAUGUUACCAUUGCUGGAGAAAGCUGCUCCUGAUGCUCGAGUUAUCACAGUUUCAUCAGGAGGAAUGUACACAGCCCCGUUGAUGGAAGAUUUACAGUUUAGCAGUGGCAAAUUUGAUGGAGUGGAACAGUAUGCUCGAAACAAGCGAGUGCAGGUCGCACUGACUGAAAAAUGGGCCGAACUGUACAAGGACAAAGGGAUUGGAUUCUACUCAAUGCACCCGGGAUGGGCUGAGACACCAGGGGUAGCUAGGAGCCUGCCUGGCUUUUCAAAAUCGUUUUCAGGAAAACUUAGAACAAGUGAGCAAGGUGCAGAUACUCUGAUCUGGUUGGCUUUGCAGGCAAAAGACAAACUGGUGUCUGGUGCAUUUUAUUUUGAUAGAGCUGAAGCUCCUAAACACCUGCCGUUUGCAGCCACCGGAGGCUCUCAUGUUGCUAUCGAUCCCAUUAUUAAAAAUCUUCAUUAUUUGUCCUCUCUUCCUUCAUAAACCAAAAUGAUAUGGCAAACAUUUUAAUUUCGACACAAAUUUACAGGAGAAGACAGUAGUUUCAUACUGAAUGUGAAUGAUAUAAUAGAAAUUGCAAUCAUAUUAUUUAUUGCAUA
Messenger RNA from Diospyros lotus (date-plum), 1251 nucleotides. RefSeq lists its product as uncharacterized. Lineage: Eukaryota; Viridiplantae; Streptophyta; Magnoliopsida; Ericales; Ebenaceae. Bases 89 to 1135 code for a protein of 348 amino acids. The transcript has 10 exons. The record is from RefSeq and is a predicted model, not a curated record.